Cordyceps militaris CM01 is the source of this 1335-nucleotide messenger RNA. RefSeq names its product aspartic-type endopeptidase, putative. NCBI's taxonomy places the organism in Eukaryota, Fungi, Ascomycota, Sordariomycetes, Hypocreales, Cordycipitaceae. Gene Ontology annotation, molecular function: aspartic-type endopeptidase activity. Gene Ontology annotation, biological process: proteolysis. The transcript is spliced from 3 exons. The record is from RefSeq and is a predicted model, not a curated record. The coding region runs from base 1 to 1335 and encodes 444 amino acids. Gene Ontology annotation, cellular component: fungal-type vacuole.
AUGAAAGCAAACAUCGUCAUCUCGGUACUGGCCGCAGCCGUCACCGGCCUCAAGGAGCAGCGCCAUGCUCGGGACUGGGAUCUGUCUCAGCCCAUGAACGGUAUCACGUUCGAGAGGGUCAAAGCCAUCUCCAUGGCCAAACCUGAUCGCCCAACUCCCCGUUUCUCUCGCCUCAAACACGUCGGAGGUAGCAGAGGAAAGCACGGCAUGGUCUCUGCCCUCGGACGUGCUCUUCGCGCCACUCCUGGCACAGUCAAGCAAACCUUCCAGAACAUCUCGUCAGUCGGUGCAUACGCUACACAGUAUGCUAUUCAAUGUGGCUGGGACGGAAAACCCGUGUGGCUGCUUUUCGAUACUGGCAGCUCAGAUACUUGGGCGGCCAAGUCAGACUUUGAAUGUGUUGACAGCCUCGGCAAUUCUCACGACCAGGCUCUCUGUGGCUUUGGAACAUCGCUGAUUGACGAUUUCGGCCAGGGUCCCAUCGAUGAGCUGCACUUUUUCCUCAAAUAUGGCUCUGGAGAGAGGAUUUCUGGCCCAAUGGGCUACUCCGACCUCAGCUGCGGCGGAAUCUCUGUCUCGAAGCAGCAAGUCGGCCUUGCAAACAGCACGUACUGGCGUGGCAACAAUGCCACUGUCGGUAUCCUGGGCCUUGCCUACCCAUCCAUCACCAGCGCCUACUAUGGCGCUAUCGGAGAUGAGGCUUCCUGGAACGCUAUUACUUAUACGCCUUUCCUUACCAAUGCAAUUAUCCAGGGCGGUCUCGAUCCUGUAUUCAGCGUGGCCCUUUCCAAAAAUUCUUCUGACGGCGUACUUGCUUGGGGUGGCCUUCCUCCCAUCGACUGGGUGCGAGGUGUCUCUGCCUCGACGGAUCUUAUUGUCGCAAAUAUUAUCGACCAAGCGGAAACUGCAUGGAAGUAUUCGUUUUAUACCAUCAUCCCAGAUGGCGUGCGCUGGGGCCAGACCACAGACACGACCAGAUAUCCUUUUAUUGUCGACACGGGCACCACGAUGAUGUACCUUCCUCCUCAAGCUCUCGCUGAAGCCAUCGCCAUGUCGUUCCAGCCCCGCGCCGUUUACCUUUACCAAUGGGGCAUGUACUUUGCACCAUGCAACUCGAUCCCGCCAAGCUUUGCAGUUACCAUUGCAGGCGUUGACUUUUGGGUCAACCCGGCAGACAUGAUUUACCAGGACCUGGUCGAUCCACUGACCGGGUACUGCGCCAUUGCCGUGGCAAGCGGUGGGCAAGGGCCAUACAUUUUGGGCGAUGCCUUUUUGCAGAAUGUGGUGGCCGUCUUUGACGUGGGAGCAGCUGAGAUGCGCUUCUACUCGCGGUAA